Molecule: messenger RNA, 980 nt
Organism: Sorex fumeus (smoky shrew)
Lineage: Eukaryota; Metazoa; Chordata; Mammalia; Eulipotyphla; Soricidae
Gene: SNAPC5
Product: small nuclear RNA activating complex polypeptide 5
Exons: 3
Coding region: 20-313 (97 amino acids)
Biological process (GO): transcription initiation at RNA polymerase III promoter; transcription by RNA polymerase II
Cellular component (GO): nucleus
Source: RefSeq, a predicted model, not a curated record
CGGGGCAGGCGAGGGCGCCAUGCUGAGCCGGCUGCAGGAGCUGCGCAAGGAGGAGGAGACGCUGCUGCGUCUGAAAGCGGCGCUGCACGACCAGCUGAACCGGCUCAAGGUUGAAGAAAUGGCAUUGCAGGCAAUGAUCAAUUCAAGCAGAGGGGCCGGGGUGCUGCCCUCACAGCCUGCACCCGAUCCAGCACAGGAUAUGCUGGUGCACGUGGACAAUGAAGCAUCCAUCAACCAGACAGCACUGGAGCUGAGCACAAGGUGCCACGGGCCAGAAGAGGAAGAGGAGGUGGAGGAAGAAUCAGAUUCCUGAAGGGGAAGACUCAGGGCUGGUUCAUCUGGGGUCUUAAGGAUCCAGAACUUUCUCUUUACGAAUUCUCUCACCAUGGGCCCGAUGACCUACAGAAGGAAGCAAGAACUUCAAGAGUGGAAAGUUGUGAAAGUGGGUCCACUAACUCAGGUUCUGGGGUGCUUUCGCAAAAAUCACAGACCAAGAAAAGCGACAGUGGUUGGGCACUGGGUGGAGUGGGCGGGGCUGCACCUGACUCGGUGAUUAUGAUGGAACAGAAAUCGUCUCUGAGAUGCCCUGGGCAUUUACAAGCAGCUUUCGCGGCCAGUAGUGUUGCCUAUAAGAAAACCCUCUCCGGGCUGCUGUCUGCAUGCCACCAAGUCCCAGGGGCACAGAGCAAGACCACAGCUAGGAGAGAAAGGUGGAGGGUGCAGGGUCACUUAAGCAUGUGUUGAGCCACAGGCAGCACUGCCCACUGUGGACCGCCUGUGGCUACCUGCAGGUGGAGGGGCAGUAAAAUACGCCAAGAACAAGAAGGCGGUUCAGGAUCACAGCCACCAGGAGGGUGCUGGCUUCGUGGCAGCUGCCCAAGAAUCACCUUUGGGGGAACAUACAGCAGGAUGGGCUCAAGCCCACACCUGGGCUUAGGGAGGAAAUUUGCCAUGAAAAUGCAAAACCAGCUUGGUGAUUG